Arthroderma uncinatum is the source of this 633-nucleotide messenger RNA. RefSeq lists its product as uncharacterized. The record is from RefSeq and is a predicted model, not a curated record. Gene Ontology annotation, molecular function: DNA-directed DNA polymerase activity. Gene Ontology annotation, cellular component: delta DNA polymerase complex. The transcript is spliced from 3 exons. Gene Ontology annotation, biological process: DNA-templated DNA replication; DNA synthesis involved in DNA repair. The coding region runs from base 1 to 633 and encodes 210 amino acids. NCBI's taxonomy places the organism in Eukaryota, Fungi, Ascomycota, Eurotiomycetes, Onygenales, Arthrodermataceae.
AUGGCGCCCCGCCGAAGAGCCGCAGACUCCAGCGCCUCCCGCAGAAGCAACCAAGCAACUCUCCAAUUCGGCACUCAAGCAAAGAUAUCAAAGCCAUUUUCAGGCGCAUCGAUACCCGGAAAGGAAUCUAAGAAGGCAUCUCCCUCUCCCAAGGAAAUAUCUCUCCCCACGCAUCUACCGCCGGCAGAAGCAGCAGCAGCAGCAGCAGCCGCAGCAAAACCGCAUGAUGACCAUUCUACCACCGAGCCCGAGGCAACUCCGGCGUCAACAACUUCGACCGCCGUCGUAGAAGAGCAGGCUAGGGCUGAAGCAGCGCAACCAAAAUCCAAGGAAGACCAGCGAGCGGAAGCGUUGACAAUAAGAGAUUUGGAGAAUUAUUGGCGGGCGGAAGAGAAUAAGCGGACGGCACCACGAGUGCAUCAGAAAUACAUAAGCAUGGAGGAGAGGAUUCUACGACACUUCGACCUAUGCAACCAAUAUGGCCCCUGUAUUGGAAUCGCACGGAUAAAGCGUUGGAGACGGGCCCAUAUGCUGGGUUUAAACCCACCACUUGAGGUUCUUGCGGUUCUGCUCAAGGAGGAGACACGAGAGAGGGCCAGUGAGAAGGCGUAUAUAGAUGAGUUGCUAUCAUGA